AUAACCUGUGAUCUUGCAUGUCUUGAGUGAGAGCUGUAUUUCGUGGUGUUUGGAUGAGUAUGUGUUAGUGCUGAAUACAGGUAACUAACGGGACUGGGUUAGGGCAUCCAAAUUGUACUCCGUUGGACAAUGAAGCGCCCAUAUGCUAAUCAAAUACAUAUGUCACUUCCGCUCUUUCUCGGACGCCAUUUUGGCCAGUGUGGGUUUACGCUGGGGUGUAUUGUCUGAGUAAAAAAAAAAAAAAAAAAAAAAAAAAAACUAGUAACACUGCUUUACUUUCCUUCCCAAUCCAGGGGUUAUCUGGGUGAGUUACUGUAGCACAGCAGCGAAAGUGAGAGCGAAAAGCAGAGCCAGCGAGAGCUCUCGUCUGGUGUCUGAGCAGAGGCUUUUCUGCGCUGUCUUAUGAACUCCGGCGAGCUCCCUCUUUCGGAUCGGUGUGUUUCCCUGGCACGGAAAAGCGGUUACUCGGGCUUUCGGUGAGGAGGAGGAGGAGGAGGAGGAGGAGGAGAGGAGGAAUAAGAAGAAAAAGAGAGAGGGGGAAAGAAAGGAAGGAGAGAGUGUGUGAGAGGCUGCUCUUUGUCUCCACGUCGCCCUGAGCAGGCAGAGAAGAUGUUUCAGCUCCCUGUCAACAAUGUUGGCAGUUUAAGGAAGGCCCGGAAAACCGUGAAAAAAGUUCUGAGUGAUAUCGGCUUGGAAUACUGUAAAGAUCAUCUAGAGGACUUCAAAGAAUUUGAACCGAAUGAUUUUUAUGUGAAGAAUACCUCAUGGGAGGAUGUCGGAUAUUGGGAUCCUUCUUUAACAAAAUCCCAGGAGUACCGAUCAAAACCAUUCUGCUGCACUGGCUGCCCCUUUUCUUCGAAGUUCUUCUCUGCCUACAAGAGCCAUUUCCGCAACGUCCACAGUGAAAGCUUUGAAAGCCGGAUCUUGCUGAACUGCCCUUACUGCACCUAUAAUGGAAAUAAAAAGACAUUGGAAACGCACAUUAAACUGUUUCACGUUCCGCAAACAAACAACCUGCAUAGGGGUCCUAACGCGUUGAAAGAGGGAGCAAAACUUGACGGUACCCUUAAAUCUAAGCAGGCUGAUAGUGUAGAACAGGCUGUGUACUAUUGUAAGAAGUGCACAUACCGAGACCCUCUGUACAAUGUCGUCCGAAAGCACAUUUAUAGGGAGCACUUUCUGCAUGUGGCCUCACCUUACGUUGUCAAGACAGGUGAAAAAUCCUUGAACGGUGCUGUUUCUCAUGGUGCCAGUGCACGUGAUGAUGGAAACCUACAUUGUAAAAGAUGCUUAUUCAUGCCAAAGUCUUAUGAGGCUUUAGUACAGCAUGUUAUUGAAGACCAUGAACGCAUAGGCUACCAGGUAACUGCCAUGAUAGGGCACACCAAUGUAGUAGUCCCAAGGUCAAAGCCUUUGAUGUUGCUGGCUCCAAAACCCCAAGAUAAGAAUCUUUUAGGUAUGCCUCAAAAAACUGUAAUUCCAGGUAAUGUUAGAUCCCUUUCACAGCAAAUGAUGAGUCGGCUAGCUAUACCAAAACCUGGACUAAAUUCUGCAGGAAUGAUGUCCACUGUUCACAUAAAGCAGAAUGCCUAUGGAAUAAAAAACAUGACACAAGGUUAUUCUAUUGGGCAGCAAAUGAGAAUCCCUAUGCCGGGCAAUGCACAGGUGUCUAUUCCACAGCAGUCUCAUACUGUAAAGCAGCAGCUUCCAGGGGGAAACGUUCGGAAUUCCAGUGCAGGAAUGUCAGAGUCCCGGAGUCAGACUCCAUCAAGAUUCAGUUUCCAGUCUGGAAAUGCAUCCAGUGCUAACGUAGGAUCUUCAUCAAUGAAGUCAACACAGUUACAGUCAAGAGCUCAAUCCGCAAACACAGUGGCGUCCGCCACAAAGACUGUAAACUCUACAAACGCUGGUACGUCGUAUACUCAAAAGUGGAAGAUCUGUACUAUUUGCAACGAGCUGUUUCCAGAGAAUGUUUACAGUGCGCAUUUUGAAAAGGAACACAAAGCUGAGAAGGUGCCAGCAGUGGCAAACUACAUAAUGAAGAUCCAUAAUUUCACAAGCAAGUGUCUUUACUGUAAUCGGUACUUGCCCAGCGACACGCUACUCAAUCACAUGCUGAUUCAUGGGCUGUCGUGCCCGCAUUGUCGCGCCUCUUUCAACGACGUGGAGAAGAUGGUUGCGCAUAUGCGAAUGGUUCAUCCCAACGAAGUCAUGGGACCCAGAACAGAUUCACCUCUGACCUUUGAUCUGACGCUGCAACAGGGUAAUCCCAAAAAUAUCCAGCUAAUUGUGACCACUUACAACAUGCGUGACGCCCCAGAGGAAUCUGUUGCUUUCCAUGCACAGAGUAGUAAUGUAUCCAUUCCGCCAAAAGCUACACCGAAAGUGACAGAGAGCACUGAAGCUCAGACAGUGAAAAGUGCACCUCAGACAGCAGUACCGUACAAAAAAGAUGUGGGUAAAACCCUUUGCCCUUUGUGCUUCUCCAUUUUGAAAGGGCCAAUAUCUGAUGCUCUAGCUCAUCACUUGAGGGAGAGGCACCAGGUCAUUCAGACAGUCCAUCCGGUGGAAAAAAAGCUAACUUACAAAUGCAUCCACUGCCUGGGUGUGUAUACAAGCAACAUGACCGCAUCCACUAUAACGUUGCACCUUGUUCACUGCAGAGGUGUAGGGAAGACGCAGAAUGGUCAAGAAAAAAGCAGUGCACCACCAAGAGCAAACCAGUCACAGGGAACAGGCUCUCUGAAAAGAGAACUGGAGUAUUUAGACCCAGGCCUGUCGAAAAGAAGAAGAAUGGAUGGUGAUCGUUUUCCCUCUACUUUUAUAGAGAAACCUGAAGAGCCGGUAGUCCUAGCAUUGGAUCCCCAGGGUCACGAAGAUGAUUCGUACGAGGCUAGAAAGACAUUUCUUACGUCGUACUUCAACAAGAAACCUUACCCCUCCAGGAGGGAAAUUGAAAAGCUGGCAGCUAGCUUGUGGUUAUGGAAGUCUGAUAUUUCAACACAUUUCAGUACAAAGAGAAAGAAGUGCAUCCGAGAUUGUGAGCGGUACAAACCUGUUGCGCUCCUAGGGUUCAAUAUGAGGGAAGUUAAUAAACUUAAACAUGACCUGGAUUUUGAGCCGGAAUGGUUUUUCGAAAGCAAGGAUGACGACGAAAGCAGGACGUCUAAAACCAAUACUGCAAGGUCUGUCGAUUCAAUCAACCGACGUCUGGAGGAGAGCACUGCGUUGAAGCAGACCUCUAAACCCUCAAUAGACUCUGAAAGACAAAUUUCCACGCAAACCAGUUUGGGAGAAGGUAUUGUGAAGAUUAAGGAGGAAACCAACUCAAACAGCAUUUCCAAGGAAGAGGAAAGCAACUCGAACAAAAAAGAUGCUAGCUCUGACUCUAUGGACGAGGGAUCGGAUAGCGGAACAGAGGAGGAACCAUCUCUGGUGAAAGAACAAUCGGAAAUGAAAGAUGAUUGCAAAUUGGAGAAGACAGAAAUGCAAGACAUUUUAGAAGUGCAAAAGACCAAGCUGAAAGGAGGAGGCUGUGACAUGGAGGAGGGUGGAGAAACAGGAAUGAAAGUUGAGCCAGUCAAGGAGCAAGAACAAUCCGAUAUGAACUAUGGAGGUGAAUUGGAAGAGGAGGAAGACUGUUGUGAAAUGGACGGAGAGGAAUCGGACGUUAAAGGUGUUUGUGCAAUAGAAGAAUCGGAGAUGAACGACAGCUAUGUAUCCGAGGAGGAGCUGCCAGUCAUGGAAGGUGCUUGUGGGUUGGAGGAGGAUGGAGCUUCCAAUUCAGACAGUGGACCUGGAUCUCGGAACACUUCAGACUUGGAGGACGGUGCCAUGGAGGAGAGAAAGGUUGAGCCGUGGAAUGAAGACACAUCCCAAAGCGAGGACAGUAAACUGUCAGCAGAGGAAACGGUUGCUUCCCUAAAGAGUGACUUCCGAGAGGGGGAAAGCAAGAAUGAUUCUGAGACAGAUGAGAAAUACUGGUCCAAAGAGCCUUCAUCGGUACCGGAAUGGAAAAUCGCCUCACCGAAAAACGAAGACAGCUUAUACAAUCCUGCUCCAGAGUGGCAAAACAGCACAGCAGAUAGCGACGGAGAUGAGAGACUAGACAGAAUGCUGGAACAGUCUAACGACAGCAUGUCCGAGAACUCCUCAGAGCCAGUACACAGCUUAUUAUCUGGUGUUGGACUGAGCAGUCAGCAAGCAUAAUGUAUAUAAUUGUAAAAUACAGCUGCAUCUAAUUAGUUGUGAAGCCCACAGGUCCACCCUAGCUUGCUAAGCGGGGUAACACUUUUCACCACAAGCUAAUUAAAAGGCCAAUUUAGCGCCAUCAUAUUCUAGCGAAUUUUGUAUCCACAGUGGCAGUAUAUAUAUAAAUAAAUGGUUGAGAGAUGAAGUAACUUGGAGAAAGACAGAGCUGGUGGCCUGCAGCGACCAUAAAAAUUUUUUUUUUACAAAGUUUAAUAAAUAAUUUAGCCUUUUUGUUUUACUUUACCUUGUAAAUCUUGUGUUUUCCACUAUUUACUUUAUCGAAAUGUUAUUUGCAUUCAGUAGUUGGGGCAGUGGUUUAAGUAGCUGGUUGGUUAAAUGAGUAAAUAUUGAAUUUUGCACAAAAAAACAGUAUGUAUAAAAAAAAUCCUUCAACUUUUUGUUUUUCAUAUAUUCGUUCAAAAAAUAGUAACAGUGUAUAUUUGUACAGUCUUUUAGAACUAUACUGAGGAAGCUUAUCAUAUUGCUACUGUGUACUCGUUAUAUAUUUUCUUGUGCACAUGCUGUGUAAUAAAAUUCAGCAUUUAGUUCACUUGCCAUAUGGCUAGAAAGUGCUGUAUUUUGAAAAGCAUAGUAUUUUGCAGGCACUUAAUUUAAGGAACAUGUAUGCUCCUUGGCCAUUUCACAAUACAGGACCUGGUUUCCUGUCCUGAAUCAGCCAUUACUAUUGACUGUAAAGUUAGGACUGUUUUCUCAAAUCUAUCUAGCUCAAAUCACAGUUUUACUAAGUUUAAUAUUCCAUAGAGCUGUGCUUUGUAGUAUACCGUGUUGAAUGGAGCAGCCCCAUGGGGUUUCCUUUUUUAAUAGUUUUACUUUUAGAAAAUAACACCUUUUGGUGUUGUGAACAUUAUAUCAUCUAAUAUAUGACUCACUGUAUGUAUGUUUAAUUUGUGGUCUUUAUUUCCCUUUUGUAUUUUUCAUUUCUGAACAAUAAAAGUGCUGUAUCGUGCUUUGUGAUCGGUUUACUUGAUAUUUUUUAAUCAUGGGUAAUAAAUGAAAAAGCAAGCAUGGUUGUCCUUCUGUUUUACCAAAAGUAUGUGAGUAACCGAUUUGAACUUGAUUUUAAUGAACAGAUAAUUGUAACCGUGGGUCACCCUCUUGUAACAGUGCUACUCGCCUGCCAUUUGUCACAGUCCUUUCUGAUGCCUGUGUGUUUCUUACAAUGUUAUGGACACUCACCCUUGUCAUAGCUCAGUUUUGACCAAAAUCCACUAGACCAGCACAGAUGUGACAUUUUCUUUACUGGUUUACCAUACAGAAUUUCACAGACCACAUAUGCUAUUCUAAACUUUAUUUCCUGUUAUUGGCAUACUGUAUACUAUAUUUUCUGUAUAUGUUUUUGUUAUGCAUAACCACUGAUGCACAACAGGCACUUGUUUUCCAUCAUAUUUUACCCUGAUUUAAAUGACAACAGAUUAAAGCACAGCCAAUACCCAUCAUGUUCCUGACUGUCCUAGUUUUAGCAGUGGAUUGCAAUAUAAUAUGGAAAUUGGAGCAAAAUAAAAUGGAAACGUCAAACUGUUUUCUGAAAACAAAACGUAGCGCUGUUCUACCAUUAGAAAGGAGGCACUGAAAUAACAGCAGCUCUUUGAAUGAGAUUUAUUAAUAGACCCGCAAUUCUUCCUUAGAACCACAUGUGGAUAGCUGAUAUAGGGGAAGGGCUUACCGUGGCUCUCAAAAGUAUUCACCCCCCAUGGACUUUU
Messenger RNA from Polyodon spathula (Mississippi paddlefish), 5972 nucleotides. Its product is annotated as activity-dependent neuroprotector homeobox protein-like. NCBI's taxonomy places the organism in Eukaryota, Metazoa, Chordata, Actinopteri, Acipenseriformes, Polyodontidae. Gene Ontology annotation, cellular component: nucleus. Bases 610 to 4209 code for a protein of 1199 amino acids. Gene Ontology annotation, molecular function: DNA binding. Gene Ontology annotation, biological process: regulation of gene expression. The record is from RefSeq and is a predicted model, not a curated record. The transcript is spliced from 4 exons.